ACGACGAUAACGUUGCUCAUGUUCUCGUGUUUGUGUUUCUUCUCACACAAUCCCCUUUCACUACUUCACUCCCAAUAGCUAGCUUCUCCAUGGAGGCCAGGAUCUCUUCCUCUCUUGGCCUCCCAUCUCCCAAACCCCACGAUUCCUUAACCCUCAUCACCGAUUUCCCCGCCCUCCUCAACCACUUCACCGCCACCACCACCACCACCGCCCUCCCCUUCGCCUCAACCUCCGACCCGACCCGCACCCCAAAAUGGCCCCGACCCGAAUUCCGCCCCUCCCCUAACUCCCAAACCCUCACAAAAUCCCUCUCCGUCCUCGAGCGCGCCCUCAUCGGCGCCGGCGGUGGCGGCAUCGCCGGCGCCUUCACCUACGCCUGCCUCCACCCACUCGACACCAUCAAAACCAAGAUGCAGACCAAAGGCGCCUCGGUUCUUUACAAGAACGCCCUCGACGCUGUCGCCAAGACCUUCGCCGCGAACGGCAUCCUCGGCUUCUACAGCGGCUUCUCUGCGGUGGUUGUCGGCUCCACCGCCUCCUCCGCCGUCUACUUCGGCACCUGCGAGUUCGCCAAGUCGUUUCUCUCCAAGCUCGAUAACUACCCCGCCGUUCUGAUCCCACCCACCGCCGGCGCCAUGGGAAACGUGGUGUCCUCCGCGAUUAUGGUCCCCAAGGAGCUCAUCACGCAGCGAAUGCAAGCCGGCGCGAAGGGAAGGUCGUGGCAGGUUCUGGUGAAGAUCCUCCAGAACGACGGCGUAAUGGGUCUCUACGCCGGGUACUCCGCCACGUUGCUGAGGAAUUUACCAGCUGGGGUUCUGAGUUACUCAUCGUUUGAAUACCUUAAAGCUUUGGUGCUGAGCAAGACGGAGAAGAAUCACCUGGAACCGGUGCAGAGCGUGCUGUGUGGGGCGCUAGCGGGUGCGAUUUCUGCGUCGCUGACGACGCCGUUGGAUGUGGUGAAGACGAGGUUGAUGACGCAGGGGCAUGUGGAGGCGGUGAGCAAGGUUGCGACGGUCAUGUAUGGCGGCGUUCCGGCCACCGUGAGGCAGAUUCUGGCGGAGGAAGGGUGGGUUGGGCUGACACGUGGAAUGGGACCGAGGGUUCUUCAUAGUGCUUGUUUUUCUGCUUUGGGGUACUUUGCUUUUGAAACUGCGAGGCUUGCUAUACUGCAGGAGUAUGUGAGAAGAAGGGAGUUGAAUGAAGUGGCUGUUUCUCCUACCUGAGUUGAUUGCAUUUGUGCGGUACUUUAGAUUCUGCUUCAUACAUUCUUGUUAAAUUUAUCUUUGGAUUUUGCUUGUUCUUUUUUUGUUUGGUGUUUACAUAAGGCUUUUCAAUGGUAAGUCAAAUAAUUUUUCAACGCAAUAUAAUAUUCUCCCCUGUCCCUUUUUGUA
Molecule: messenger RNA, 1391 nt
Organism: Lotus japonicus
Lineage: Eukaryota; Viridiplantae; Streptophyta; Magnoliopsida; Fabales; Fabaceae
Product: protein MITOFERRINLIKE 1, chloroplastic
Exons: 1
Coding region: 90-1223 (377 amino acids)
Cellular component (GO): mitochondrial inner membrane
Molecular function (GO): S-adenosyl-L-methionine transmembrane transporter activity
Source: RefSeq, a predicted model, not a curated record